Molecule: messenger RNA, 15435 nt
Organism: Dromaius novaehollandiae (emu)
Lineage: Eukaryota; Metazoa; Chordata; Aves; Casuariiformes; Dromaiidae
Gene: GPC6
Product: glypican 6
Exons: 9
Coding region: 560-2368 (602 amino acids)
Biological process (GO): cell migration; regulation of protein localization to membrane; regulation of signal transduction
Cellular component (GO): synapse; plasma membrane; cell surface
Source: RefSeq, a predicted model, not a curated record
GUGUGUGAAUGUGUGUGUGCGCGUGUGUGUGCGCGCGUGUCUGCGCGCGCGCGCCUCCCUCGCUGUGUCUGUCUCCCGGAUUUCUCCGUGCCUGGAUGAGGAGGCUGCUCCAGCCCUAUGCGGAGCAGAGGUUUUCCCCCGGAUCACCGUAAAUACAGGCACACGCACCCAGUGCACCACACGCAUACACACACACACACACACACACACACGUACGCGCACACACACACACACACACACACACACGCGCGCACAGGCGAGGCACAGAGGCGCGCACGGAGCCGGUGUCCAGUCCAUCCCCACGCCGGCUGCCUUCCCACCACCUCACCGCGCGCAGGCGGCAGCAGCAGCUCCGCGGCGGAUCGCGCUGCCGCCGCCUCGCCGCUCAGCUCUCAGCAACGCGCCCGCGGUUUGAAUCUGCACAGCCUGCAGCCAGAUUUUUUCCCCCCUUUUUACCCCCCUCCUUUUUUUUUCCUUUUUUUUACUGAGGGGGAACCGCUCCGUCUCGCCUUGGGGACAGGCGCCGGGGGCGCCGCGGCUGCCGCUCUCCCGCCCGCGCAUGUGUGCGUGUGCGCGCACCGCUCUCCGCGGCCUCGCAAAAGUUUGCCUGGGCGGCCGGGGGGCUCGCGGGCCGCCGCCCCCGCAGCCGGGGGGCGCCGCGGCGGCGCGCCGGGCCAUGCCGCCGGCGCGGGGGGCUGCGCGCCGGGGCCUGGCGGGGCUGCUGCUGCUGCUGCUGCCGCUGCUGCUGCCGCCGCCGCCCGCGGCUGCCGACGCCAAGGCGCGGAGCUGCGGCGAGGUGCGGCAGGCGUACAGCGCCAAGGGCUUCAGCCUGGCCAGCGUGCCCUACCAGGAGAUCGCAGGGGAACAUUUGAGAAUCUGCCCUCAGGAGUAUACAUGUUGCACCUCAGAAAUGGAGGACAAGUUAAGCCAGCAGAGCAAACUGGAGUUUGAAAACUUAGUGGAGGAGACAAGUCACUUUGUACGCACCACUUUCGUAUCCCGGCACAAGAAGUUUGACGAAUUUUUCCGAGAGCUUCUGGAGAAUGCAGAAAAAUCUCUAAAUGACAUGUUUGUACGGACGUAUGGAAUGCUGUACAUGCAGAACUCAGAAGUGUUCCAGGAUCUCUUUACAGAACUGAAACGAUAUUAUACAGGAGGUAACGUGAAUUUGGAGGAAAUGCUAAACGAUUUCUGGGCUCGACUACUGGAGCGGAUGUUCCAGCUCAUAAACCCCCAGUAUCAUUUCACUGAGGACUACUUGGAGUGUGUAAGCAAGUACACAGACCAGCUGAAACCAUUUGGAGAUGUACCGAGGAAGCUGAAGGUUCAAGUGACUAGAGCUUUCAUUGCUGCACGGACCUUUGUUCAGGGGCUGACAGUAGGCAGAGAGGUUGCAAACAGAGUAUCCAAGGUCAGUCCCACCCCAGGGUGCAUCCGGGCACUAAUGAAGAUGUUGUACUGCCCGUACUGCAGAGGACUUCCCACUGUGAAACCUUGCAACAACUAUUGCCUCAAUGUAAUGAAGGGCUGCCUAGCAAAUCAGGCUGAUUUGGAUACUGAGUGGAAUCUGUUCAUAGAUGCUAUGCUUCUGGUAGCAGAGAGAUUAGAGGGACCAUUCAACAUUGAAUCAGUCAUGGAUCCUAUUGAUGUCAAGAUUUCUGAAGCCAUCAUGAACAUGCAAGAAAACAGCAUGCAGGUGUCAGCAAAGGUUUUCCAGGGAUGUGGCCAGCCAAAACCAGCACCUGCACUGAGAUCUUCUCGUUCUGUCCCUGAGAACUUCAAUACCCGUUUUAGACCUUAUAACCCGGAGGAGCGACCUACAACUGCUGCUGGUACAAGUUUGGAUAGGCUGGUAACAGACAUUAAAGAAAAACUAAAGCUCUCUAAAAAGUUCUGGUCAACAUUACCCUACACAAUCUGCAAAGAUGAACGUGUGACAGCUGGUUCGUCCAACGAGGAGGACUGCUGGAACGGCCACACCAAGGCGAGAUACUUGCCUGAGAUUAUGAAUGAUGGCUUGACUAACCAGAUCAACAAUCCAGAAGUAGAUGUGGACAUCACAAGGCCAGAUACCUUCAUUCGACAACAAAUCAUGGCCUUACGUGUCAUGACUAACAAACUGAAGAACGCAUAUAAUGGAAAUGAUGUCAACUUCCAGGAUACAAGUGAUGAAACCAGCGGCUCAGGAAGCGGAAGUGGCUGUACAGAUGACAUCUGUCCCACCGAGUUUGAUUUCAUCACGACUGAAGCUCCGUCUGUCGAUUCGGACAGGAGGGAGGUGGAGGCCUCGGCCACCCAGCCUAGCCGAUCACUGCCUACGUUGCUCGUCAUCUUCAUCAUCCUCGUACUGCAGAGACAGUGGAGAUAAUCCUGGAUCUGGUUGGAGAAACUGUGUUUUAGCUACAAAAACAGCCAACUUUCUUCUUUUCUUAUACUCUUAGACAAUGGACCAUGCCACAAAUACUUACAGUUUUCUAUGAGAAGAGAGCAGUACUGCAACCUGCUUCCCUUUUUGUUUUCCCAAAGAGUAUCAGGUGCCAGACUGAACUGCUUCCUGUUUUUUUCAGAUAUCUCUGAAGACAAUAUCCACUCUUGAGAUAAUUCUUUCUCAAAUCUUUAUUACAGGAGACUUUCUGAGCUUCAUUUCCUUUUAUGCUGCAGAAGUAAAAGGAUCUUACAGUGUAUGUUUUUCUUAACAAAACAAAGAGGGAGAAAGAAACCAGAAAAAGAGUUUUCUUUCUGAAUCAGGCCUGACUCAAGGCUGCUGCAUUUCAACAGAAAAUAAACGAAAAUAAAAAGACAAAAAAAGAACAAAAAAAUGCAACCAUUCUUCACUGGCAGCCAAGUUUCCUUUAGGAACUUCUGUACAAUGCUUUAGGUCAUCAGAAUGAUCGUUGCUAUUGUAAGGAAGUCUGGAUUUUUUCCAACACAAAGAGUAUGUCUCAACGGUGAAUGUCUUGCACUCCAUCUGCCAACCACAUCAAAUUGGCAUGAAGGUAAAGAAGCUGAAAAAUAAGUUUAUCUUUUAGUAUUAUAGUAACUUCACUAGCUUCAGAAUAUCAUGUUACAGUUGUUUAGAAUUUAAAUCUUUAUCCCCAGUAAAAAAAAAAUGAGUAGUAGCACGAUCUCACCUAGCUUCUUUUAGUAUUUAUCCAUGUUAUAUAAUUGGCACAGAUUUCCACUUAGCUUCCCAUCAACAAUGGUGGUGAUGCUAAACAACUCUCUUGACAAAUCUCCCCUCAAGGGUUCGGACAGAAAAUAAUCUCUUGUGAUAUAAUCUCUUUCCUUUUGUCACUAUUCUGACAUCGAUUAGAAUUUUCUGCUACUAUGCUUAUUACCCUACCAAGAUGGCAAUUCUCUAAUGGACUAACAACAGCAACUGGAUCAAUACUGUGUUUCACAUUUAACUACAUCUUUCAUAUCACUUAAUUUCAGUAUCACAAGGAUUUCUUCUACAAGGUUCAAAAUCAACAAAUAUGUAGUACUGACAUGGAGAUUUCUUUCACUUUUUUAGUCUUAGUAUGAUCAUCUAUUUUUAUAUAUAUAAAUAUAUAUAAAUCACAGAUUUUAACUUCUUAAUUACAAGCUCAGGGUUGACACUUCUUUGUAAGGAAAAAAAUGUUUGGUCAACCAGCUCUUCUUUUUUUGUGCUGCUCUGAAAAGUAACCCUUUAAUGACUGGUGAGCACAAAAAUCAAUGAAGAGGAUUUUUUACAUAUCCAAGUGUCCAUUUCUUAACAGGUUUGUAGAGUGGGAGAGAACACCUGUCUCAUAUCUGUGCAUUUGUGUGGGCAUGUGAGUUUGCGUGAUAGGCCUAGAGAAGGACACGGAGUUUAUUUGUGAGGGCAAUUGUACUCUCAGAUUGUCCAAGGGUACAUUGCUUUAAUAAUCAUUGCCUAAAUGAGUAUGGUCCUGAGUUUCCCUGAUUUGCGUUUGCUUGUAAGACCUGAGGACAGAUGCUAUUUUAAAUCCUGCACAAAUGAGUGUCAGCAAUUAUGUAGACGACAAAACCAUCCCUCUUCCAUCUGCCUCAGACAAAGGGCUUCUGUGACAAUUCCAUGUGGUGUUGAAAUGAUUUGCUAAAAGUUUGUUUCCUGAUUCUAAUGGGGCCUCUGGAAUUGGUACAGACAACACAUGAAAACACUGUAAAGCCAACCGAUCACAUUACAAUUUAACAACAGAGCAGGUAGAUCAUAUCCACUGCAAUCUCUUUUUCCUUUCAAAUUAUAAUUAGCUAUCGAUUUAGGCAUUAAAUUGAAGUAGAAAACACAGAGCACGUUAGGAUAAAGUAUACUUAAGCACUUUUACCAAAAAGUAUUUACAAAAUGUCAAUAUAUUAUGUCUAAUAAUAAACAGCAUAGGUUUUGAGCCACCUGUAUUCCAUUCUUUUUUUUCCCCAUUUGUUGGCUUACUUCAAAGUAGAAUGAUCUAUUCUUCUUGGCCCAGCUUUGUGUACAGGAGUCACAGGCUAGAGGUUCAGGUCAUGCAUUUCAUACAUAGGCCUUAGCCUGCUGCUGUGAUGGUUCACUUGAGAGCAGGUUUCGUGACUGAGCAUUUCACGUCUCCAGGCAGCUAAACAGUAGCAUUUAGGCCAAUUCUCACAAGCGCUCUUGGCUGGCCCUGGUACAGGUACCAGGGCAGGUACCAGGCAGAGGAUCUUUUCUUUUAUUUUUUUUUUCAGAGCUGCAUAUGCUAUUUGCUGUGAGGAGAGCCCUUUAAACUGUCUCCUGGUCCAUCUCUUGCUAUCCAUAUACACGGCCUAUUUACACUAUUCCACUCCAGCAACCUUGUUGCAGGACAGGUUGUGUCAUGGUGGUUUUUCCCAUUAGGCAUUUAUUCAGUGGUAAUUGAUACUAUUUCCACCUGCUUGUUCUGGUGCUGCAAGCUUUCUGACAGGUAAUGAAAUCCAAACCCUCCAAGGCAGGUCCUCCGUUGUGCCUGCUCCGCACUGCUGGUUAAGCAGAAGGGAACAGCUCAUGACUCACAUGGCCUUUGAAUUAGCCUUGGCCUAGGUUAAGGUGAUCUGAUUACUGUUUUCAGCUGCUGCAACUGAAACGGAUGCCCAGUGUGCUCUCAGCUAUUUGUAGAUGUCCAUGGGCAAAGAGUAAGAGGUUGCCUAAGAAACAGAGGGCUUCUGAAGGCUCUUCUCACUCAGGGGGAUGUCCCAGCAAGGAACUUGCAGGAGGGGCCCUGCUCUGCCUGAACUGGAACUUAAAAAUUUUCAGUGAAACAACAAACCAAACUAACCUCUGCUGAAAUGGGAUUGUCUCAUGGGAGUGCUGUCAGAAAUUCAUGUCUUCCAUAUUAUUUCUCUCCUUAUUUUCCUACUAUAUUAUUUGUCUCCUUAUUUUCCUAUUAUGCACAGUGAUGUUUCGUCAGGAGACGGAGAUCCUUUUUGCAUGAGGUAGUAUGCAUACAUUUCUUUAAUAGUCCUUAAAGGUUGAAUAUUCUCUUCAUACAUUGCAUUUUUCAAAGAUUAAGAUAGCUAUUAAAUCUGCAGCACAAACGAAAUUGGGAAUGAAAGAAAGAAAAGAAAGAACAUUUGUGUUCAUAAAUGCGAGAAGCUACAUUAUUUUCACCGCUUCUAUUUGCAUCUGCUUUAGAUCUAAUAACUCUUCUUCUAAGGUAACUUAUAUGUGUGCCACAGUUCAAAUAUUUCUCUUCCGUUAAUGGCUGAUAAAAUAAGAGAUGAUAAAGAAGACAAUUACUUGUUCAGGGAAGAGAGCGUAAACUCUAAGGCAAAGUCCAUGGAUUGCAUAACCCCUUUAUGUUGUGCAACACAAAAGUUCUUGGCGUUUUAUGCUCUUCUAAAGUGAAGGCUCUUAAAAAGAUUAGAUACAGUGAAUAAUGCAAUCAGUGCUGUAGGCUCCUAUGAGGUAUGUCAUUUUACCUUUAACUAAGUUUAUUUUGCCUUAUCCCCAAGUUUUUAGUGUUCAAAAUUUUGCAGUUUUUUUCUACUGAUGAAUCAGUACAACCUGUGGUAACCACAAUACAGACCACCUGAACUCUGGUUACAUCUUAAGCAUCUUAGUGAUUUCAGAGAAGACAAACAGAGAGAAGCUGAAAGAGAAGGUAGAGUGUGUCUGCUAAAGGGGAAGAGCAGAGGAACUUGCAUGGGGUUCUAGUAAAAGCUGAUACAUCCCAGUCCCUCAAGAGGCACACGUGGCUACCAUCACAAAGCUCUGCCCACAUAAGGCUCCUGAAAUCUGAGUCUCAGUGAUAAAAGUCAUCGUAGUUCUGUGUGAUUUUUAGGAGGGAUCAUUCCAGCUGUACAUUCCUACAGCUGUGUGAACCAGUUUCAUCUGCUUCCAUGCAAUAUGGCUAUGAGUUAGAGCUGUUCUUGGGAAGUGGCAUACACAUGCAGAGUCUCAACAAGCAGCAGUUGUCUUCAGUUUAAUAACUGACCCGAAAUCAUUAUCAAAUGUAACUAUACCUAUUCACUGAGAGCUUUUUAUUGUUUUAACAUGAAAAAUAAAUUACAGCAUUGUUGCAAGUGGUUGGUUUUUUUUUUUUAAUUUACUUCCAAAGAUAAUCCAUUAAAACUGAAUACAGAAAACUGUAGAAUGAGUCUACUGGGAAAAUCAAGUUACUACAGAUUUCAUUAUAGAAACAAAUGCCUGGGUAGACUUCACAUAUUAAGAAGAAAUCCACAUUUCAAGAACUACAAAGCUGGUAUUUAUUAUGUUCACCCACAAAUUUUCAAACCUGCCGAAUGAGAACAAAUAGCAUCAACAACAAUAGACAGAAUAUCACAUAGAAUUGCAAAAGUCCCAAUUUCAAAGGUAAAUUGAACAGGAAAAUGCUAAGACUUAGCUGUAGGGUUGAGAAUAUGUUGUCAAAAUGCUAUAGACACAGCAAUGCAUACUUCCAAGAAAAUUAGACCAGGCAAUGCACUGAAUGGAACAAUUUUUCUGUUCCAGAUAUUCACAGACUAUGAUGAUCAUAUUAACCUGUGUAAUUAUGUCCCCUUUUUGAAAAAAAAAGACAAUGAUAAAGAUUGUAGUACCAUGGUAAUAGGGUAAAUAAAAGAUAAACAAAAUGCUAUUAACCAUUUUCUCAUUAUUAAACAGCAGGAGACCUAAUCAAGAACUUUGAAAUCAAUUUUAAAAUAAACUUUUAGCAAUAGGAAGGAGAGUUGAUCUUGAAGUAAUUUGGUCAGAACAUUUUUAACAAUCUGUCAUAUUCAAAUGUUCUGACCAGUAUAACGAAACAGUCAUUAGAGGAUAAUUUACCAGUGUAACAUGAAUUGUUCACUUAUUGUACUUGCUACUUUUUCUACUAAACUACAUAGCUUCCAAUUUUGAUUGUGCAUUGCAUAUGACUGUAUAACAGUCUUGUGCUUUGCACCUGUGUGAAUCCCAUCCCCAUUGACGUAAAGGGGAGUUUUGUCAUUAACUUCAACGGAACAAGGAUUUUGAUUAUAUUCAUGCAGAGAAAGAUAAGCUCUUUCCUCUGGAAGUUGUUCGUAUUUGAUUUCUUUCUGACUCUGAGUGAAAGGAAAGCAGCAACAUUCUCCAUAAGAAAGAUGACAUUAGCAUCCUCACCUGCAAGUUUCCAAACUUUACUAGAAAGCAGUUGCAGUCUUCCUGACUGGCUCCCCCAGAGCUGUGGACUCUGGGCUGCCCAGAAGUUGAAGGAAGUCACAUAGGUUUAUCCAUGGCUUAAAGCUGACUCCAUUGAAAUCAAACCAUUUCAAGAAAAUGGAUCAGUGUUUCAAUCAGUUCUUGUUUCAGCUUUCUUCUAAUUAUGUUGCCUUGAUACUUACAGUCUAAUAUGUGCAUGAAGGGCUUUUGUCUCACGAUACACUGAAUAUGAUUUUUCUUCUUGUGUAUCCUCCUCUAUUCUGGCAGCAGGAAAUCCGUAAGCCUUUAUGCUUUAAGCAAUAGGCAUCAUCCAGUGAUGUAGCUUGUUGACUAUACUAAAACCAGCCAUGUUACCAAAGGAAGUUUCCUCUUACUUGGGAAGGAUGAGGGAAAGGGAGUAUCUAUUCACCACUAAUAAAAAAGAAGUAUAUAAUAGCAGCUAUUCUCUUAGAUAUACUAUGAUCUGUUAGUAUCUCUGGAGACCUUUGAAAGCAGAAUUUCCACAGAAGACAAAUUUAUAUCCUCUAAAUUAAUAAUCAGUACAAUUUCCAUUCUUGAAAAAAUAGUGAAGUGUACAGCUUUUAGUUCCAAGUGGCAGGGAAGAUGGAAAGAAAUCGUCCUUCUUUAAAAUUAGAGGCUAGUCAUUUAGUCGGUUAUGCUGCUGUAACUCCUGGAGCUUCCUUUAUAUCUCUUUUGGGCUUUGCUGAGCUCCCACUCAGAUCCUCUGAAACCAAGAUCCUUCUGGGAGUGUGAAUCCUGUCGGCAGACAGUAGUGUUUGUUCUUCAAAGAUGGUUAGAGAGACAGCUGAGCAAUGAGUAAGAGAAGCAAUGAUUUCCUAGUGAAACCUAGCAGAUUUAUGAUGAUAAAGGAUUUACAAUGAAUGGGAUUGCAGAAUAUGUGAUGGAUAGCUAAUGCUCCUCACUGCUUUCCAGGUCUUCCUUCUUAUCUAUUCUCUGUGAUUUUUUUUGUGUAAUCUAGUUAUACUCACACAUAUAGCAAAGACCCAAAUACUGCUUCACAAGUCAAUGAUAUUUCUGCAGUCUGAUAGGUCUCUCUCUCUUCUUCUUUUCCAGGUACUUUGUUUGAUUCUGUAUCUUUCAAUAUGUGAGGAAGAACUUACUAUAUGAAACAGAACUCUGUGCAUCAGUAGUCCUUAUUCUUAAAAAUAUGAAUUAUUUAAACACAAAAGACCAUCAUAUCUCUUAAAGAAGGACUCUUCUCCACUGCGCAUCUAGUCAGUUUUCUUGUUAAGCCUAAAGAGGUCUUUCACAUGGGCUCGGGGAUAACACGACUUCCCAUUGUUGAACCAAGGUUUAGCAGAGAAUUGAACCUCCCAUGUUCCACUAAACACCCCAAGCAGAACAUUCUAGGUGAACAGUGGUAUUUCUUCCCUCUCCUCCUCUCACUCUUCACCUCAAAGUACCAUCCUGUGUCUGAAAAAUCUUUCAAAAUGAAUGUUUCAUCAAAGCUAGUGCAUUCCAGCCAAAAGAUCCUUUUUGACCAUUGGUGUUUUCUGACGGUAAACAUUUCUGACUAAAACUUCCUAUCUGCCUCUGCACCUCCCAUGUGCCACACAUCCUGUCUGUCUUUGGGUCACCCGAGUCCCUGUGACCACGUUCUUCGCUAGGCUUAACUGUCUUCUCAGGCACUUCAAGCUGACUGGACUUUCUGUCUCCCUUCCCAAGAGCUCUAUGUCUGUGGAAGCCCGGUUCAUACUUCUUUUUUCAGAGGAUAUAACAACAAAGAGAUUUGGUCCACUUAUUCUUGUUUUGUCAGGCUUUAUCAGGCCCUACCUUUAGCCUUUAUUCUCUAUUCUAAAUAUGUACUUCUGUGUGUGUUCUUGACCAUCUGUUGUAAAUCAUGAUGACUAUUCUUCAAUCUAAUGCAUUAUUAGAGCUUAGAGACUACAUUUUGACUCACUCAUUCUGUGGUGGCAAAAUUUUCUUUCUUCCUUGUGACUAAAGCAUACAGUUUGAGUUUUGUUAUUUUCUCUUGUGCUGAGGAGUCAGCAAAGCCAAAGAGGGAUUUUGAAAAUUUGUGAGGGAUUUCGAGAAUUUUCUAUAAUAAGAUUAACUCAUCAGGUAGCAACAUCAGUAAAUAUUUCAUAUCAGUUCUGUAUUUGGUAGUUUUGACACUUGGGGCUGUAUUUUUUUUCAUUUUAUUUUGACAUUCUGGUCUUCAUUUGAUUUACUUUCACAUUAGCUAUGCGUAUAUUACAUUAUAUGCAUGCAGUGUAAUUAUAGAUGAACUGUUUCAGUCUUUAGAUAAAGCAAAUUUCAAGUAGUCAGCUGAUCUUAGUCUGUUCAUAUCAGCUACCGAGUGAUGAACACUCUUAAAAAUCUGUCCAAAGAAGAGAAGUUUGAGAAGUUCAGAUCUUAGCUUUAUGCUAUUUGUUGAGUUUGAGGCUGCAAGAAUAUUUUCUAAAUAAUGUGUGCAUAUGUGCACGUACUGGGAGGGAAGGGAUCACUUUCACCUUCAAAGCACUCUGAAGCUUCCUUCCAGCUUUUGUCUAAUCUGAACACAAAUAUGCAAACAAAGACUUUGCAUUCUGAUGUGUAGGGAUAUCAAACUGCAUAAAGUUGUGGACAUUUAUAUACAGACUUCUCCCAGAUUACUUUGUUUUGUUGGUAAGCAAUAUCACUCAAUAUCCACUAGCAGCUUUGUUGCAUUUAGCAGAUUCAAAGAAAGUGUGUUGCUUAAGGAGGUCAGAUGUCUUGAUUUGGGUAUCAAUUGACAUUUAUAUUUGCUUGUUAAACUUUUACGACUCUAGACAUAUGAACAUUGCUUGAAAGCAUGCAAAUUGUUAGCUCCAGUUUUGAUGCUGUAUUUCUGUAUUAGUAUUUAACAUAGUUAAAUGUGAAUUGAUAGUGAAGAUGUUUGGUUGCAAGUCAAGGUUAGAAUAGAAUUAACAGAAAUAGGGUUGGGUUGAAAAAGUCUUAUUAAACCUGCUGUUCUAGAGAACCAGUUUUAACAUUUCAGCCUAAUCUGAGACAAAGACAACAACAGGUCUUGUUUAUAGAUCGUACCUGAAACUAAACGAUACAGCUUCAGUUUUGGGAGAGUUCCCAUCAAAAUAAAAAUUAAAAAAAAAGUUCUCCCAUCUCUAUAUACUCUAUUUAGCAGUGUAUAGCAGUGUAUAUAUGCAUAGCAGUGUAGCAAGGCGGAGUCUGAACUUUUAAGGAAAAGAUUCUUUAUGACUUUAUAACUCCAGAAAAGCAAUGUACCAUGGAGAGAAAUAGAAAAAUAUAUAAAAAUGUUUUGAUACGUUCCUGAAAUAGGUUUCACAGAGCCCAAUAUUUUUUGUGUAAAAUGCCUUAAAUCACUUUCUGUAGGGCUAAUGCAAUUGAAUUUGUUUCUGUAUAUAGCCUUUUAUGAUAAUUACUUCGGAUGCAACACUAAACUUUCCUUUCCACUACAAUCUUACACAGCCUUAGGAUUCCUAACUACAAUAGAUGGACCAUGGAAGCUCUGCUUUAUUAGCUGUAAAUGCACUUUCAGUCCAGCUUACGCUUAGAGGUUGAAAGUGAGAAGAGGUGGUGGUGCCGAAAGCACUGAGACCUACCUGACAGGCCAUCCCUAAGUUCUCUCAGGCUUGAAAUCCUCUCCUGCUGACUCCUUAUCCUUUCACCCCAUUUGUCUUCACGAAAACCAUCUGUGUCUUAGGGCCUAGAGUCAUCCCACCUAGCACUAGGCACGUCAGUGAGCACCUCGCUCAGCAGGGAGGUCUUUCUCAGUCUCUGCAGAUACUCAAAAGAAAUAGGCACUGCCAAAUCUGGACUGUUCUUGAGAAGGGACCUAUUUUUUCUUCCCCACGCAGGCAGCCUGGAAUGACAAAGCCUGUAAUUUAGGCAUCUCACUUAAGUGCCUGUAGUUAGAUGCCAGCGAUGAGAUUGGGGGAUCCAGGCUUAGCCCAGACUGUUUCCUGUCCUGCUCCUUGUCUGCACAAUGGUGUUUCGUCUUGAUGUCAUCACUGGAGUGAGGAGUUGAGGGGGAGUGUGGGGAAGUCAUGGUAUAACGACUCUUUCAUUUCCUGGCCGAACCAAUCCUGAUGUAACUAGAUGUACAGCUCAGUCUGCGCUGGUUGUUAUGAAUUCCGUGUAUUGCUAUUACAUCUGCAGUCUUUAUAAGACAUCUGAAUCUGUCAACUUUCCUAGCUACGAACAUGCAACACAGCUGCCUUCAACCCUGUAUGCACAAGGGGUUGGGGCUCAAAAUGAUCUCUCCUGAAACCCCACAUGCCUUUCACAGGCUGGUGAAAGCUGUGCACAGGGCUCAGGCCAGCUCAGAGAGUUAGCAAAGAGUAAGGUACCAGCACUGAAGGACAGAAAGGAGAUUAAUAUAGUGCCUCACGAGUGAGAACUGCGAUAAAGAUACCCUUCAGGUUUAACCAUUAAUGCACUUAGUCAUUUGUCAAACUCAGCCCUUACUGCUUCAACAAAAGGAAAAUGCACAUUUUCUAAGAGGUCAGUAGAGGAAGAAGGCUGAUAUUCACUAGAUAGUACUGACAAACCUCUAAUACACCUCAUUCAAAAUAGCUGAUUGUUAUGACAUAAAAUACCUUCAAAAACCUGAAAAUAACUAAGUGCAACUUCCUCUGUACCUCCUGCCAACUCUUGGGACUCCAUAAUGAGGAAAUACUUUUUCUUUCCCCUACCCUGCUGUUUUGGGGUUGGGACUUAACAUGCAGCAGAGACCAGAAGUCCAAGCUGUAAAGCAUUCUGCUUCUGACUUUCUAAGUCUCCUGCUCUUGCGCUAUUUUCCUUUUUGUAUUUCUGAGAACGGCACACGUGUGUAGUAUAUGUGAGCAUGCACAUCUCUCCCUAUACACACAUUUAUUUACACAUACAGCCACACACAGAUGUCUAACAUACAUACAGCCACAAACCAGUAAAUUUCAAGUGCAUACACUACAAAAGGAUUAUUGUAUCGGAAGGACUCCACUUACUACAGUGCUUGACACAGACUUGAACAGCACAAUCCCAGGCUGGGACUUCUGCUUUAGAGAUGAUUAUAACUUGGGUCUCUAUAAAUGUUUUUGCAAUUUUCUGAAAUAGCUGUGGAAAAGGGUGAGUCCACAGAUAUGAUUUCACAACACCUGCUAAUGCUAGUAAAGAAACAAUAAAAAAAAGAGAACCAUACAGAUAAAAACAGCAAUUUAGAUGGUAUCUCAUUCUUAAUAUUUUGGGGCUCUGCUGCUAUGAAUUUGGUUAUUUCUUGCUCUUGAUCUGAACAUGAGAAAAACCUUUAAAAGCUCACCAAGCCUUUCAGGAUCCCUGUCUCCUUCCCACUUUCAGACUACCAUAAUUGCUAAAUGAUGACUUUUCUAUAUUCAUGAAAAUAUAUCCUUCAGAAGUGAAGAGGGUAAAAUACUGAUCAGAAUUCUCAUCCUGUUUUCAUUUUUUUAAGAUGAGAUUCAUAAUACACAGGAGAGUAUCUCAUUUCUAAUGGCAUCAUCUGGCCCCCCCUUAACUGAAUUACAGAUUUAUAAUCAUACUGCCACUGUCCAUCAUCCAAGAACUACAUGACACAACAACACACAAUGGAUUACCUCUGCAGCUACUGGAUCUUUUUCAUCACAUUCUUCCCCAACACUUUGCUUCACGGAGUUUUGAUUAGUAGAAAUGCAUUCAGAAUCCCCUGUGGAGAGAAAGAAGGGAAGUUUUUGACAUUUUCAAGACAAUUUCAGAUGGUUCUGUUUGGCCCAUUGCUUUUCCAUUUACCCAUGAGUCUUUACUAAGUCCAGGGCACAACAGUUAAUGUGGUUUUCACAGAGCAGUGUUCAGUAAUGUAAAUAUCAUUUCUUCCCUCAAGCCUUAGACAGAAUUCUGUGUUACUUAAGCUUGCUUCUUCCAUGAUUUGUCAUGUCAAUGAUAUUAAAGCUGAUAUUUGGAAACCAUAGAACAGCCAGACCAUAAACUGCUGUGUUCCUGUCCAUUAGUAAGAAAAGUUUGACUGCAGGGAUAUUUUGUUGGAAGGGUUGUAUUAACAGUCAUUUACAUACAUAUAUAUAUAUAUAUAUUUGUAGUGCUGCACCUGCUUCUUUCAUGUACCUUGAAAUUACUACCAGAUAAUGAAUGACCUCCUAUUAAACUCAUAUUUUGUAACUGCAUCUUCUUGAAAUAUAGGCAUUAGAAGAUCUUGCUGCUCUGCCAAGGUAUUUUUGCCUGGUACAAUAUUGUGUUACUAGACAAAGGCAUUUGAUAAAGGCCAUACAUUUUAUUUUCUAAAUCAAUACUUUCUUUUGCUGCCUGUUGAAAAAAAAUCUUUUUAGUGCUUACAACACAUUUGAGAGUUAGAGUAGGAUUGUAAUAUUCAGUAACAGACUGAGACAAUAACUAGCAUUUUUAAAGAUUGAUUUUAUUUGCCUUGCCUUUUGCCUGCAAAUGUUAUCCACAUAAUGCUUUUCAGACAGAUCGUACCUUGUUAGUUUCCCUGCUUCAUAGUAUACAUAUAUUAAUGAAUACGUAUUUUCAUUGACAACAGUGUAAGGCAAGUUAUUUCUCUCAGUGUUAUUCUACUGUUUAUUCAUGUGCAUAUUUUAAAUUUGCAAUGGCUUGUUGUAAAGUCUAAUUGAUUGUCACUGAUUACUAGCCAAAGCUUUGCUUUCUUUAAGACAGCAUUACAUAAAAUCCUGAUCAUUACAUACAAGUUUAAUUCUGACUAUUAGACAUUAAGGAUAUUCUUCUCAAAAUCAAAGAAAACUCUGUGACUGCCAGUUUAUUUCCACAAAGACACUUUGUUGAAAAUAUUAGAAAACACCUUGUUUCCAGUUGUCUUUACUGUGAGAAAUAGAGAGACUUUCCUCCAUUAAACAAGAAGGUAUAUUAGACUAUGUAUUAAUCUUGCCAUAACUGGACUGGUAAAGCAUUAAAAAAUGGAAUUCAUGAUUAACUAAGUCUCCAUAGCAAUAUCUCACCCAAAAAGAUCUGAUUGCUUGUCAGGAAAGUCACACAAAGUCAUAUGCAGACCAUCUACUAUAGGCAUCCAGUUGCAGCUACUACUGUGGCAUACAAUGUCAAGAGAGCAAUGAGCAAAUCCAACUAGCUACUGCCUAAUGCCAUGAGAACUUGACUGCCUAUACACUCAUCAAACAGAAAUAAGGAAACAUAUUCCGUCCACCUGCUGUAGGAGCAUAAAUUACACGUUGCGCCAACUUCUCUCUGUUGACAGUACAGAGAAGCCUUGGUCUAGCCACACAGUAUAAGUGGUGUGAAUGAUCCGUAACUAUCUCCAGCUUAGAAACUUUUACAGACACACACAAUGCCCUAGUAGAUGGUCUGCAUGUAGCCCAUUAAUAUUGAGUUAAGUAUUGAGGGUAUGUGAUCAGUAGCAGUCAUUUCUGGUGAGGUAACUAUCCCCAUGGUUUGCGGAUACGGACUCCAUAAUAUGACUUCUCCUUUCAAUCCAAAGUUUAAAAAUGUGACAGUAAUGUGGACAACAUAAUUUCAGCUGUGUGAGGACUAUGCAAUGGAGGAUCAGAAAUGCCUUCCCCAGCCUCUCUGGCCCUCCUUCCAUUGAAGCUAGUGAGAGUUUGCCAUUGACUCCAGUAUGAGAAGAAGCAUAUCCAAAAAGUUUGAUACUAACCAUUUAAAUUUUGUGCUUGUAGCCUCAGUGUCUACUUAUCAAACAACACUGAUGACACUUACUUUAUUAGUUCAUAAUUAUAAUAGUAAUAAAGUGUGGGGCAAUCUUUUACACUGUUGCUAAUAUAUUCAGUACUGUAUGUAUAUAUACUUGACACCUCAGUGAAGACUUUGACAUGCCUUAUUCAUUCUAGUUAUUUUUAUGGUAUUGGUUUUGUUAGAUUGCUUUACCAUAUAAAGAAUAAAACUAUAACUGCUCUGACUUAAAA